UGUGUGAAAUGCAGCUGUAUCAUAGUGUCAGGACUAAUCAGAUGGUGAAAUCAGACUGCAGCAGAGGAAGUGAUCACUGACAGGAGGAGCUUAUGAUGUUUAAGGGAAGAGCUGUAACCAUAUAAUGAAAAUAAAGACUGACAGAAACAGACGAUGGCUGAUAAGUGUCACAUGUGUCUGCUGGGACUGAUCCUUCUCUGUUCACUUCUCACAGGUACUAUUGAAGUGGAUGACAAUAACAAGUUCUGCAGUUCUGGUAAAAAUGUCCAUCUGCCUUGUAAAAUUGCUCGUUCAAGCUGCACAUCAACCUCAUGGACCUAUAGCAGACAGUCUGAGACAGUUGAACUGGUUUAUGGAGGGAAGAAGAAGAAUGAUAUAGAGAGACAUGAGAGACUGAGUCUGGGCUCUGACUGCUCUCUGAACAUCAGGAAUGUUACAAAAGAUGAUUAUGGAUCUUACAGCUGCCAACGAUAUGUGAAUGGACAACAACAAGGAACUGAGGAACGUAUUUAUCUGCAUUUUCUUCAUGUUUCAGUCUCUCCAUCAUCCACUCAGAUCAGAAGCGGCAGCUCUGUAACUCUCUUCUGUCAGUUGUAUCAUGAUCAAGUUUCUUGUGAUACUUUGGUCCGUGCUGAGGGAGUUCAGCUGAUCUGGGUGAAUCAGGCUGGUGAGGAUCUACAGACAGACUCUAGAUAUCAGAUAUCUCCACCAGGACACUGUAACAGCACCCUGACAACAACACUCCUGGAUGAAGAUAACAACACAGAGUGGAGAUGUCUGGUUACUCAGAGAAAUGAAGCGAAGACCUCAGCCGCAUAUAUUGUCAGGUAUUCUGGGUACAACCUGUGUAUGAGCUUAAAAUAA
Molecule: messenger RNA, 864 nt
Organism: Carassius carassius (crucian carp)
Lineage: Eukaryota; Metazoa; Chordata; Actinopteri; Cypriniformes; Cyprinidae
Product: contactin-3-like
Exons: 4
Coding region: 154-864 (236 amino acids)
Biological process (GO): T cell activation; interleukin-15-mediated signaling pathway; positive regulation of ERK1 and ERK2 cascade
Cellular component (GO): membrane raft; external side of plasma membrane
Molecular function (GO): MHC class II protein binding; protein tyrosine kinase binding
Source: RefSeq, a predicted model, not a curated record